GCCGCACCUCCCCUUCCUCCCUCCCGCCCUGCCCGGCCCGCGAGCGCGGUUAGACCGUGGGGAAAGCAGCCGCGGGGCCGCCGCCCGCAGCUCCAGACGUGCGGGCGCCUGGAGAGAGGAUCCUCUGCAUCACCUCUCGCUGCGCCCCCGCCCGUUCAGCAAGAUGUCUGUGAAGGAAGGAGCUCAGCGCAAAUGGGCCGCGCUGAAGGAGAAGCUGGGGCCGCAGGAGUCAGACCCCACGGAGGCCAACCUGGAGAACGCAGAGCCUGAGCUGUGCAUCCGGCUGCUGCAGAUGCCCUCCGUGGUCAACUACUCGGGCCUGCGGAAACGCCUGGAGGGCAGCGAUGGAGGCUGGAUGGUGCAGUUCCUGGAGCAGAGCGGCCUGGACCUGCUCCUGGAGGCUCUGGCGCGGCUGUCGGGACGUGGUGUGGCCCGCAUUGCAGACGCCCUGCUGCAGCUCACCUGCAUCAGCUGUGUGCGUGCAGUCAUGAACUCCAAGCAGGGCAUCGAAUACAUCCUCAGCAACCAGGGCUAUGUGCGCCAGCUCUCCCAGGCCCUGGAUACAUCUAAUGUGAUGGUCAAGAAGCAAGUGUUUGAGCUGCUGGCUGCUCUGUGCAUCUAUUCACCUGAGGGCCACGCCCUGACACUAGAUGCCCUGGACCAUUACAAGACGGUGUGCAGCCAGCAGUACCGCUUUAGCGUCAUCAUGAACGAGCUCUCGGACAGCGACAAUGUGCCCUAUGUGGUUACCCUACUCAGUGUGAUCAACGCCAUCAUUCUGGGUCCUGAGGAUCUCCGUACCCGUGCCCAGCUGCGGAGUGAGUUUAUCGGGCUACAGCUGUUGGUUAUUCUGACCCGGCUACGAGAUCUGGAGGAUGCUGAUCUGCUGAUCCAGCUGGAAGCCUUCGAAGAGGCCAAAGCGGAGGAUGAGGAGGAGCUGCAGCGUGUCUGCGAUGGUAUCAACAUGAACAGCCAUCAGGAAGUCUUUGCCUCCCUCUUCCACAAGGUGAGCUGCUCCCCAGCAUCAGCCCAGCUGCUGUCGGUACUGCAGGCUCUCAUGCACCUGGAACCUGCUGGCCGCUCGGGCCAGCUGCUCUGGGAGGCCCUGGAGAACUUGGUGAACCGUGCCGUGCUCCUGGCCAGUGAUGCCCAGGCCUGCACGCUGGAGGAGGUGGUUGAGCGACUGCUGUCCAUGAAAGGGCGGCCCCGACCAAGCCCCCUGGACAAGGCCCACAAGAGUGUCCAGGCCAACCUCGGCCAGAACCGGGACAGUUCCUCCCCAAACACUACUACUCCCACAGCUAAAGGGGAAGGCCAGCAGCCAGUGGUGGCUUAUACCUGCCCACAUGUGGGCGGCAUCCACAGGGCCAGUGAUGAUGUGGCUCCGCAGCCAACAGCCCUUGACCAGGCAGCCUCGCCUCUACCCACCCCACCACUCUCCAGCUCCACCCCUGUGCCCCCUCCCCCCGCACCCCCCCUGCCAGGCCAAGGGGCCAUGUGUCCCCCUCCCCCUCCCCCACCACCCCCCCUGCCAGGCUCAACGACCGUGUCUCCCCCGGCACCUCCGCCUCUGUCAGACUCCUGGAGGACCCUGCCCCCACCCCCGCCCCCACUCCCUGGCAUGGGGUGCCCACCUCCUCCCCCUCCCCCUCCCCCACUACCUGGAACAGGCGGGGCCCCUCCCCCACCUCCUCCCCUGCCCGGUUUCUCUGUCCCCUCCACGGUGGGUGGUGUGGAGGAGGUCAUUGUGGCUCAGGUGGACCGCGGCCUGGGCUCAGUCUGGGUCCCCAGUCACCGCAGGGUGAAUCCACCCACCCUGCGUAUGAAGAAGCUGAACUGGCAGAAGCUGCCGUCCAAUGUGGCAAGAGAGCGCAAUUCCAUGUGGGCCACACUGAGCAGCCCCUGCACUGAGGUGGUGGAACCUGACUUCUCCAGCAUUGAGCAGCUCUUUUCGUUCCCCACGGCUAAGCCCAAGGAGCUCUCUGCUGCCCCCACCAGAAAGGAACCCAAAGAGGUCACUUUCCUGGACUCCAAAAAGAGCCUGAACCUCAACAUCUUCCUGAAGCAGUUUAAAAGCUCCAAUGAAGAAGUCACCACCAUGAUCCGGGCCGGAGACACAACCAAGUUUGAUGUGGAGGUCCUCAAGCAGCUCCUAAAACUCCUUCCAGAAAAGCAUGAGAUUGAGAACCUGCGUGCAUUCACUGAGGAGCGGACCAAGCUGGCCAGUGCUGACCAGUUCUACAUCCUCCUCCUGGACAUCCCCUGCUACCAGCUGCGGGUGGAGUGCAUGAUGCUGUGUGAGGGCACGGCCAUCGUACUGGACAUGGUGCGGCCCAAGGCCCAGCUGAUGCUCGCCGCCUGCGAGAGUCUGCUCACCAGCCAGCGGCUGCCUGUCUUCUGCCAGCUGAUCCUUAAGAUUGGGAAUUUCCUCAACUAUGGCAGCCACACAGGAGAUGCAGACGGUUUCAAGAUUAGCACAUUGCUGAAGCUCACGGAGACCAAGUCCCAGCAGAGCCGUGUAACCCUACUACACCAUGUGCUGGAGGAAGUGGAGAAGAGCCACCCAGACCUCCUACAGCUGCCACGCGACCUGGAGCCACCCUCUCAAGCUGCAGGAAUCAACUUGGAGAUUAUCCGCUCAGAGGCCAGUGCCAACUUGAAGAAGCUUCUGGAAAUAGAACGGAAGGUGUCCGCCUCGAUCCCUGAGGUGCAAAAGCAGUAUGCCGAGCGCCUCCAGGCCAGCAUUGAGGCCUCUCAGGCACUGGACAAGGUGUUUGAGGCUAUUGAGCAGAAGAAGUUGGAACUGGCCGACUACCUGUGCGAAGACCCCCAGCAGCUGUCUCUAGAGGACACGUUCAGCACCAUGAAGACCUUCCGAGACCUCUUCACCCGUGCCCUGAAGGAGAACAAGGACCGGAAGGAGCAGAUGGCGAAGGCAGAGAGGAGGAAACAGCAGUUGGCAGAGGAGGAGGCGCGGAGGCCGAGGGGCGAAGACGGGAAGCCUGUCAGAAAGGGGCCCGGGAAGCAAGAAGAGGUGUGUGUCAUCGAUGCCCUGCUGGCCGACAUCAGGAAGGGCUUCCAGCUACGGAAGACAGCCCGGGGCCGAGGGGACAUUGAAGCAGGCAGCAGAGUGGCUCCAGCAGAUCCUCCAAAGGCCCCAGAGCCUGCAGCCGCCAGCAAUGCUGUACAAGGCACAAACCACCCUGCCUCAGAGCCAAGCUUGAACACUGCGGCAGCUGGCGAGUCACAGGGUUGGGACCUUGUGGACGCUAUAACCCCCAGCCCCCAGCCCUCCAAGGACGAAGGUGGUCCCCCAGCUCUGGAGAGGCGUUCUUCCUGGUAUGUGGAUGCCAGUGACUUCCUGGUCCCUGAAGACACCCUGAAUGGCCAGCCCUCUGAGGGGGUCUGGCCAGUGACUCUGGGAGAUGAUCGGGCGCUGAAGCCCCUCGAGUUCUCCAGCAAUAAGCCUCCUGGAGUCGAGAGCUCGCACCAGGAUGCUGUGGACCCGGAAGCCUUGUGGGGUGUCCACCAAGCUAAGGCUGACAGCACAAAAGAGAGACCAGAGGAUGCGUCUGAGCAUGAUCACAGCACCCACCUCCCCUGCACAGGCCCUGGAGAGGGUGAGGACCAGGAUGACACAGCCCCAGAGUCUGCACUUGACACGUCCCUGGACAGGUCCUUUUCUGAGGAAGCAGUAACAGAUUCCUCAGGGUCUGGCACCCUCCCCAGGGUCCGAGGCCGGGUCUCAAAGGGGACGAGCAAGCGAAGGAAGAAACGUCACUCAAGGGACCAAGAAGGGCCUGGGACCUCUCCCUGCCAUCCAGCUGGUCCCUCCCCUAUCCCUGCGGGUACUACAGGCUCAGCCAGCGUCCAGGAGAGAGGAGUGUGUCCCUGACCCUGAUGAUAAUAAAACUAAAAGGCUGUGUGUGAUCCAGUGAGGCCUCAGGUCCAGGCCCAAAGCUAAGUGAGCGCCCUGGACGGCUCAGCACAGCGUCGGGCGUCCCACAUGCUGCCUGGAGAGGGAGGCUCUUCGGGGCCAGGCUGGGACUGGGCCCCUGAGAAACCGAAACUCCGUGCCUUACCCAGCCAGGAGCCUCGGGAGCCUUGGCCGGCCGUGGACGCUAGGACCUGGCCUGGCGUCACCCUGGACCACCUGCACGCUCAGAGACUCACAGUCCGCUUUGCAAACCUCUGCCCGCCCCUAUUGCAUGCACACCUACCGCAGGGGUUGGGAGGGAGCCUCCUGUCUGGCUCUAGGGAGACAGGUGCAAACGCCUGCAAUGGGCUGCAGCAUCCCCAGCCUGCUUCCAUGGCUCACUCGGUUCUUUUUUAGCUGAGUGCUGUUUUAUGCAUCUUAGUUCUGCUGUGGCUGAGUUGGGGACAGGGAGGGCCCAAGGGAGGCUUGGUGGCAG
Messenger RNA from Phodopus roborovskii (desert hamster), 4412 nucleotides. It is a transcript of the gene Inf2, whose product is annotated as inverted formin 2. Bases 164 to 3895 code for a protein of 1243 amino acids. Gene Ontology annotation, biological process: actin cytoskeleton organization. Lineage: Eukaryota; Metazoa; Chordata; Mammalia; Rodentia; Cricetidae. The transcript is spliced from 24 exons. Gene Ontology annotation, molecular function: actin binding; small GTPase binding. The record is from RefSeq and is a predicted model, not a curated record.